Messenger RNA from Linderina pennispora, 1638 nucleotides. Its product is annotated as glucose-6-phosphate 1-dehydrogenase. Gene Ontology annotation, biological process: glucose metabolic process; pentose-phosphate shunt, oxidative branch. Gene Ontology annotation, molecular function: NADP binding; glucose-6-phosphate dehydrogenase activity. Lineage: Eukaryota; Fungi; Kickxellomycota; Kickxellomycetes; Kickxellales; Kickxellaceae. The transcript has a single exon. The record is from RefSeq and is a predicted model, not a curated record. Gene Ontology annotation, cellular component: cytosol. Bases 66 to 1571 code for a protein of 501 amino acids.
CUGUGUAUCGUCGCUACAACUUCUCUCCGCUCUCGACUUUCUUAGCUCUUAGAAACACACCCAUCAUGUCUUUUGCUUGCCAUCUUGACAAAGCCGCACAGAACGACGAGCCCACGACUAUUGUCGUUUUUGGCGCCUCGGGCGAUCUGGCCAAGAAGAAAACCUUCCCGGCGCUCUUCCACCUGUACCAGAACGGGCUCCUGCCCAAGCGCACCAAGAUCUUCGGAUAUGCGCGUACGCAAAUGGACCAUGCCGAGUUCCACAAGCGCGUCGUCUCGCACUUCAAGAGCGACGCUGACAAGGAGAAGGUGAGCGAGUUCCUGGCAAUCUGCAAAUAUGUCAGUGGCAAGUACGACGUCGACGAUGACUUCGAGCGCCUGCGCGCAGAGAUUGACGCCGCUGAGGCCGACGAGAACGUCAACACAUUGCCAGACCGUGUCCAUGUGUACUACAUGGCGCUGCCGCCGUCGGUAUUUGUCAGCGUAGCCACACACAUCAAGAAGAACGUGUACGAUGAGUCGUGUGUGAACCGCAUCAUCAUUGAGAAGCCAUUUGGCCACGACUCCGAGUCGAGCAAGCAGCUGUCCCAGGACAUCGGCGCCCUGUUUGAAGAGAAGGAGGUGUUCCGCAUCGACCACUACCUGGGCAAGGAGAUGGUCAAGAACAUCAUGACCCUGCGCUUUGCCAACGUCUUCUACGAGGCCGUGUGGAACCGCCACUAUGUAUCCAACAUCCAGAUCACCUUCAAGGAGCCGUUUGGCACUGAGGGCCGCGGCGGAUACUUUGACGAGUUCGGCAUCAUCCGCGAUGUCAUGCAGAACCACCUGCUGCAGGUUCUGAGCAUUGUCGCCAUGAACCAGCCCAAGACGCUCGACGCCGAGGAUAUCCGCGACCGCAAGACUGAGGUGCUGCGCCGCAUCCUGCCCAUCCAGCUCGAGGACACGCUGCUGGGCCAGUACGUUGGCACGCAUGACGGCAGCAAGCCUGGGUACAAGGACGACGACACUGUCCCUAAGGACUCCAACACACCCACCUUUGCGCAGUGUGUGAUGCAUGUCGACAACGACCGCUGGCGUGGUGUCCCCUGGGUCAUCAAGGCGGGCAAGGCCCUGGACGAGGCCAAGAUGCUGAUCCGCAUUCAAUUCAAGGACAUGCCAAGUGCGCUGUUCCCGAACCUGGCGCGCAACGAGCUGGUGAUCCAGGUGUCGCCGAAGGAGGCUGUGUAUCUCAAGACCAUCGUUAAGAAGCCUGGACUGUCGACAAGGCUGGCCAUGUCGGAGCUGGAUCUGACAUACAGCAAGCGCUAUCAUGAUAUCAAGAUCCCCGACGCGUACGCGACGCUGAUUCUGGACGUACUCAAUGGCGACCACUCCAACUUUGUGCGCAGCGACGAGCUCGAGGAGGCAUGGCGCAUCUUCACGCCCCUGCUGCACAAGAUCGAGGAUGAGAGCGUUGUUCCAUUCCCCUACGAGUACGGCUCGCGCGGUCCCAAGGGCGUUGAUGAGUUCACAUCGGAGCGCGCAAACUACAAGAGGACAAACCUCGAAUACCGCUGGGAGACCGAUAUGUAAGCGCGCCAGAAAGUCGCUGGUCUUUUUCUACAGCUUUUCAUUUAAAUCGGAGAUAUUUCAAAACCAC